AUGGCGCCGUCGAUUGCAGCCAAAAAGGCCUUUUUCCGGGGGUUGGACCGGCUGAAUGAGGUAGCAGAAGUCAGAUCCAUUUCUACGGACGGUAUGACUUCGAAUCCCAGGCCUACUUCGGGCAAAAGAAAGCGACAGUUCCAGUCUGUCGUGAUUCCGGAGCAACAUCAGAUAUUCAGGGGACUUGUUUUCUUCUUCUUCCCGAAUAACGACGUAUCGUCGCUUCGACGCUUGCGAAUCCAGCGAGCGCAAGACUAUGGUGCUUUUUGGGAAAGGACCUGGGGCGACAAUGUCACCCACGUCAUUGUGGACAAAGGGUUGACAUUUCAGGACGUCCUGAAACACUUGAGUCUGGAGACCUUUCCGGCGGAUGUUGCUCUUGUUGAUGAGAGUUAUCCUUCUGAGUGCGUCAAGUUCCGCUCGGUCCUCAGUGCCACUCAGACACGUUUUCGUGUCAACGGUGCAGCCGCACCUAAACCGAACGAAGACUUGCCUGCAAAUGAACCCUCGUCUAUUGGGUCGUUAACGGUAAAGCCGGCUAAGAAAGAACAGCAUCCCCGGACCCCGUCCCAGAGGUCUGAGAGCGAGCAUGGCGAUGAGAUUCCCGAGAAAGGGAUGGCCGAACCUCCGGGAAAAGGCCCGGUCGUUCCAGAACCGGACCGGGAACGUGAUGCUUUGGAUGAUAUGAUCGAGGAAGCCAAGGCUGUGAAGCAUUUGCCUCUGGAGCUUUUUGACUCCCACGAUGAGGAAACAGCCGCUGAGGCAUCCGACAGCGAUGCCUCUGACUCAUCGGAAUGCCGACAACCCGAGAAGAAAAUGAUGCUUGGAAAAUACGAGGCUGCGGAUGCCUGGCAACAGAAGUUUGCCUGCAUGCAGAAGCACGACUCGAAGUCGAACGCCGAAAACCCGAACACCAGGACCAUUGCAGUUCUCCAGCAGAUGCUGGACUACUAUACUCGAACGGAUGACCACUGGCGCACGAUCGCCUAUCGCAAGGCAAUCAGCGCCCUUCGGAGACAGUCGAAGAAGAUUGUCACCAAGUCCCAAGCACUGGCUAUUCCAGGAAUUGGAACACGUUUGGCGGACAAAAUCGAGGAGAUAGUAUUCACCAACCGACUCCGUCGCUUGGAAAACGCAAGCGCUACGUCUGAAGAUCAUAUCCUUCAGUUGUUCUUGGGGGUCUAUGGAGCCGGGAUUACGCAGGCAUCAAGAUGGCUGGCCCAAGGCUACAGGUCGCUGGAGGACCUGAAGACUAAAGCGCCGCUGUCCCAACAGCAGCGGGUGGGCGUGGAGCGCUACUACGAUUUCUCCCAGCGCAUCCCAAGGCGGGAGGUUGAGGAACAUGGCGCGAUCGUCCGGAGGGCGGUGCAAAAAUCCGACCCCGAGAUGCAGGUCAUCAUCGGGGGCUCGUACCGCAGAGGGACGUUAGACUCGGGCGACGUCGACUUGAUCAUCACUAAGCCUGAGGCGACGAUCGAGCAAAUUCGUACCUUGAUGAUUGAGACCGUCGUCCCGGGCCUCUUUCGUCAAGGAUUCCUGCAGGCCAGUCUGGCCACCACGUCCCUUCGAGACGGGUCUAAGUGGCACGGGGCGUCUAAACUGCCAGACGGGCGCCUCUGGCGGCGGAUCGAUCUCUUGUUCGUGCCGGACGCGGAGAUCGGGGCGGCGUUGAUCUACUUCACGGGCAACGACAUCUUCAACCGUAGUAUGAGGCUCCUGGCGAGCAAGAAGGGCAUGCGGCUUAAUCAGCGAGGGCUCUAUACCGAUGUGUUACGCGGACCACAACGGGUCAAGCUGACGGCUGGCCGGCUAGUUGAGGGCCGCGAAGAGCGGCGGAUCUUCGCGAUCCUGGGGGUUCCCUGGCGGCCUCCCGAACACCGCAUCUGCUGAUGUGCCCGAAUUCGUGUCGCGAGACACGUCGCGGAGAGUCAAGCCGGCGGGAGACGGGCGGCGACGGAUGACAGAUAAUAUUCGGAUUGCCGGAGGGGUUUUGUGGCUUUGCUUUUGCUUUUGAGGGCCAGACCGACUUCUUGCCAGGCGGAGGUAUCGCCAUGUAACAAGUAACACUGAAUGUAUGGCGGCAGCCGCGAGGAGGCCCGAAAUUCCCGCAGCGCGAGGUGUGUCAGACUGACCACGGGGGGGUUGAAUGCAAGUACGGUGUCGUGUAGACUGUAGCUGUAGGCAGGCUGUAGGCUGUAGGCUGUAGGCUGUAGCACGCAUUACAGGUGUAUCAAUCGGUCUCAGGUGGAUCGGAGGGCUGCUUGCUUAUCGGGGGAGACAGGAAAAGGCGGUCACGGGCAGGGUUGCGACAGUGGUGGCU
Molecule: messenger RNA, 2320 nt
Organism: Aspergillus heteromorphus CBS 117.55
Lineage: Eukaryota; Fungi; Ascomycota; Eurotiomycetes; Eurotiales; Aspergillaceae
Product: DNA-directed DNA polymerase IV
Exons: 5
Coding region: 1-1890 (629 amino acids)
Biological process (GO): double-strand break repair via nonhomologous end joining
Cellular component (GO): nucleus
Molecular function (GO): DNA binding; DNA-directed DNA polymerase activity
Source: RefSeq, a predicted model, not a curated record